Oncorhynchus nerka (sockeye salmon) is the source of this 3272-nucleotide messenger RNA. RefSeq names its product actin related protein 1B (gene actr1b). NCBI's taxonomy places the organism in Eukaryota, Metazoa, Chordata, Actinopteri, Salmoniformes, Salmonidae. The coding region runs from base 159 to 1289 and encodes 376 amino acids. The record is from RefSeq and is a predicted model, not a curated record. The transcript is spliced from 11 exons.
GACAACCAGACACCAUGUUCGGUUGUGAUCAAAGCAAGCAUCGGCAGCGAGUCGUAUGAGCCCAGAGUGACAGGGCGUUAUUUACAUGAUUAAAAUAUCCAAUAGGCCACAUUUUAUUGAAGGAAUUAUUGAAACAUAUCUUAAACAAUCAGUUCGUCAUGGAGUCCUAUGACAUUAUAGCUAACCAACCGGUUGUGAUCGAUAAUGGUUCAGGCGUUGUCAAAGCUGGCUUUGCUGGAGACCAGAUCCCCAAAUACUGCUUCCCCAACUAUGUGGGCCGUCCCAAGCAUGUGCGUGUAAUGGCAGGAGCCCUGGAGGGGGACCUCUUCAUCGGACCCAAAGCAGAGGAGCACAGAGGGUUGCUGUCAGUGAGGUAUCCCAUGGAGCACGGCAUAGUGAAGGACUGGAACGACAUGGAGAGGAUCUGGCAGUACGUCUACUCCAAGGAACAGCUGCAGACCUUCUCAGAGGAGCACCCUGUCCUGUUGACUGAAGCUCCCCUGAACCCCAGUAAGAACAGGGAGAAGGCGGCUGAGGUUUUCUUCGAGACCUUCAAUGUCCCUGCCCUCUUUAUCUCCAUGCAGGCAGUCCUCAGUCUCUAUGCGACAGGGCGCACCACGGGAGUGGUGUUAGAUGCGGGCGACGGGGUGACCCACGCGGUGCCCAUCUACGAGGGCUUUGCCAUCCCCCACUCCAUCAUGAGGGUGGACAUCGCUGGCAGGGACGUGUCCCGCUACCUCCGACUGCUGCUACGCAAGGAGGGCUACGACUUUCACACCUCCGCCGAGUUUGAGGUGGUUCGCACCAUCAAAGAGAGAGCCUGCUACCUGUCCCUGAACCCCCAGAAGGAUGAGACUCUGGAGACAGAUAAGGCCCAGUACACCCUCCCCGACGGCAGCACGCUGGAUAUUGGUCCAGCCCGUUUCCGAGCACCAGAGCUGCUGUUCAGGCCAGACUUGAUCGGAGACGAGAGCGAGGGGAUCCACGAGGUGCUGGCCUUCGCUAUCCAGAAGUCUGACAUGGACCUCCGACGCACACUCUUCUCCAACAUCGUACUGUCUGGAGGAUCCACACUGCUCAAAGGCUUCGGUGACAGGCUACUAAGCGAAGUGAAGAAGCUCGCUCCCAAAGAUGUGAAAAUCAAGAUCUCCGCCCCUCAGGAGAGGUUGUACUCCACGUGGAUUGGUGGCUCCAUCCUGGCGUCGUUGGACACCUUUAAGAAGAUGUGGGUCAGUAAGAAGGAGUAUGAGGAGGACAGAGCACGGGCCAUCCACAGGAAGACCUUCUAACACCGCGGCCCUUAAACUGCUCUCAACGUUAGCUAUCUGUCCCCAACCUUCCCUCACACUACCAUCCAAUGCUCCUGUAUCAGCCCUCAGUUGCUCCACAUUACCAAUUUGCCCCAGAUAAUUGCCCCACAUUGCCCUCCAUUACCACGCCAUACAGCCCAGUGUCUGCCCCACCCCCCGCUGGCUUCCCGCCCCUUUUUGUCCCCCAUCCCUCCAUUACCACGCCAUACAGCCCAGUGUCUGCCCCACCCCCUGCUGGCUCCCCGCCCCUUUUCGUCCCCCAUCCUCUGGCCAGGGGAGUUUCUAUAUACACCCUCCCUCAGUUCAGCAUGCCUUUUGUUGCCACCCAUCGCACCCAUAGGUGUAGGGAGAGAGCAGGGUGCCCCUUCAGGUAAACCUGUGACUCCCAUCACCUCCUCCCUCCACACACACACACACACACACCCCUCGAACCCUAAAGAUAACCCUCACACACACACACCCAGGGCUGUGUGGGCAUCUGUCAAUACUGUGGAGUAUCUGUUUUUCUGUUCUUAAGGGGGCAAUGCUAUACUCGACCCAACCCUGAAGUAUUUAUAUUACUUUCCUAUCUGCCCUGUACGAUACCUAGCAUCAUAUCAUUCAGUGACAAUGAAGGUGAAUGUUUUUUUUGUUUUUUUUCUCGAUACUGUAAGAAUUUCAUUCCAAACCGAAGAGAUUGACUUUUGCUUUUUACAAUUAUUUUUUAAUAUUUCGGUCAUCACGGUUACAAAUCACCAUGUUGAAGUCACCGUUGUUUUAGUUUCCAUUUGUUGAAUUAGUUCGUAUUGGAAUAGGUCACGCUGCUCUGUGUGGUCUGGGGUAAAGAAUACCACUGUGUUUGACAUGGGCUCAUAAAACAUUAAAGGAACUUCUCUCUCCGCCAUCCCUCCUACAGGUGUUUAACAACCAUGACUACUGGACAUGUUUAGACGGCAGCGAUGUUUAACACUUCCUUAUAUUGAUGUGGCAAAAUAGACAGUAUCUCCAUUCAGUUAGCUGUGUUUGUGAAAUGGUUUGACAACAGAGGAGUGAUGAGAUGUACCCUCCUCACUCAGUACAAAACCCAAUAUGGGGAUUUACACAUUGUGACCAUUACUAUUUCUAAUUGACCGGUUAAAGAUAUGAAAGCUGAACUUGAAUGCCUUAUAAAAAAUGUGUCUGACAAAGUUUGCAUUUAGGCCAACAUCAGAUGUGUUCCAGUUAUUAGUGCUCUGUGUUGGACAGAGAGACUGGUCUGAGAGAUGUGUACCUGGACAGGUUACAUUUUGAGGUCUUAAUUCUCCCCUAACCACUGAAGCAGGGUCAGAUUUAUUCAUCACCCAACUGGUUAACCUUCAGAUUGUUUGAUUGUUUAUCUGAUCCUAAACCUGGGUUGAACUCUAAUCUCAGUGUUAGCGGUCAAGGGAAGGCCACUGAGAUCCUCCGACAAAACAUUUUAGUUUUUCAUCUCCAAAGGCUCCAUUUAAACCAUGGUGGGGAUUAACUGUUAAAUAUGCAACUGUUAUUUUAAGUGUAUGUAUGGGAUAGAAACAUUGAGCGAUGUUUAGUUGCUAUAGACUGUAGUAAGACCAUUCUCAUAAUAAGCAUGUAGAAGCACAAGAUGGCAGAGUAUUAUCAGUUGGUUUCUACCAUCUAUUCCCCCUCAUGUACCAGUAGAAGUCUGGGUGUUAUUAUGGCUAAGCUGGGUUCCCUGCAUCUCAUUGGCAGUAAAGAGGUUGUGUCCGAACCUGUGUCCGCCUUCCUUCCGUGCCCCGACACCGGGGAAGUCCACUUUAUCUUCUGGGUGUUUUUAAAAAGGUUCUAAACUUCAUCAGCCUUGUGUACAGUGGAACACUUUUCAAAAAAAGUCAACGACUAAAGAAGAUCAUUAAAUACAGGAAUAAAAAUGUACAAUACUGUUUAUUCAAGUCUUUUACUUUUCAUUUUGUAAAUUCAGUAUAAUAAAUAAGUUAAUGACUGCUG